Molecule: messenger RNA, 10433 nt
Organism: Marmota monax (woodchuck)
Lineage: Eukaryota; Metazoa; Chordata; Mammalia; Rodentia; Sciuridae
Gene: Thsd7a
Product: thrombospondin type 1 domain containing 7A
Exons: 28
Coding region: 222-5180 (1652 amino acids)
Biological process (GO): actin cytoskeleton organization
Cellular component (GO): plasma membrane
Source: RefSeq, a predicted model, not a curated record
AUCCCCGCCAGCGGCGGCGGCGGCGGCUGUGUCCACGGCCACCACGGACGCUAUUGUUCCCUGGUGUUAGAUGCUCUUUCCCUCCUUUUCAUCUGAAACGAACAAUAGGAGGAAAGAGCUUUGCUUUCUGUACUCCUUGGGAAGACGUUCCGAAAGGAAAGAAAAAUUCCCUGCUGAACCAACGUACUGCGAAUCCGGACCCUGGAGCGGCUGCGGGCAGCAUGGGGCUGCAAAGGAAGCGCUCGGUGUCCAGGAGCCGGGGCGCUGCGAGGCCACGCCGGGGCGUCCUGCAGCUGCUGCCGCUGCCACUGCUCCUGCUGUUGCUGUGCCCGGGCGCCCGCGGGGCUGCGGUGCAGAGAGAGGCGGAGGCACCCACCCUCUAUCUGUGGAAGACUGGUCCAUGGGGCCGAUGCAUGGGAGACGAAUGUGGUCCAGGAGGCAUCCAAACCAGGGCUGUGUGGUGUGCUCAUGUGGAGGGCUGGACGACUUUGCAUAGCAACUGUAAGCAGGCUGGAAGACCCAGUAACCAGCAAAAUUGUUUCAAAGUGUGUGACUGGCACAAAGAGUUGUACGACUGGAGGCUGGGACCCUGGAAUCAGUGUCAGCCAGUGAUUUCAAAAAGCCUAGAGAAACCCCUGGAGUGUAUCAAGGGAGAAGAAGGCAUUCAGGUGAGAGAGAUAACGUGCAUCCAGAAAGACAAAGACAUGCCUGCCGAGGACAUCAUCUGUGAGUACUUUGAGCCCAAGCCUCUCCUGGAACAGGCUUGCCUCAUUCCUUGCCAGCAAGAUUGCAUCGUGUCUGAGUUCUCCCCGUGGUCCGAGUGCUCCAAAACCUGUGGAAGCGGACUCCAGCAUCGGACACGGCAUGUUGUGGCGCCCCCGCAGUUUGGAGGCUCUGGCUGUCCAAACCUGACCGAAUUCCAGGUGUGCCAGUCCAGCCCCUGCGAGGCGGAGGAGAGCAUGUACAGCUUGCAGGUGGGGCCCUGGAGUUCGUGCUCCAUGCCACACUCCAGGCAAGUGAGGCAGGCAAGGAGGCGCGGAAAGAAUAAAGAUCGGGAAAAGGACCGAGGCAAAGGAGUCAAGGAUCCAGAGGCCCGGGAACUUAUCAAGAAAAAGAGAAAUAGGAACAGACAGAACCGACAAGAGAACAAGUACUGGGACAUCCAGAUUGGAUAUCAGACCAGGGGGGUCAUGUGCACCAACAAGACCGGGAAAACUGCUGAUUUGAGCUUUUGCCAGCAAGAGAAGCUGCCAAUGACCGUCCAAUCCUGUGUUAUCACCAAGGAGUGCCAGAUGUCCGAGUGGCUGGAAUGGAGCCCAUGCUCAGCAACAUGCCGUGAUCCUGCCUCCCCAACAGGCACACGUGUCCGGACACGAACCAUCAGGCAGUUUCCUAUUGGCAGUGAAAAGGAAUGUCCAGAACUUGAAGAAAAAGAACCCUGCGUGCCUCAAGGAGAUGGAGUUGCCCUCUGUGCCACGUAUGGCUGGACAACAACAGAGUGGACCGAGUGCCGCGUGGACCCUUUGCUGAGCCAACAAGACAAGAGACGUGGCAACCAGACCGCCCUCUGUGGAGGAGGCGUCCAGACCCGAGAGGCAUACUGCGUGCAAACCAAUGGAAAUCUCCUCGCGCACUUAAAUACCCGCAAAAACAGAGAAGCCUCAAAACCAGUGGAUUCGAAAUUCUGCACUGGCCCAGUCCCUAACACGACACAGCUGUGCCACAUUCCUUGUCCAAUUGAAUGUGAGGUUUCACCUUGGUCUGCUUGGGGACCUUGUACUUAUGAAAACUGUGAUGACCAGCAAGGCAAAAAAGGCUUCAAACUGAGGAAGCGGCGCAUUACCAAUGAGCCCACUGGGGGAUCUGGGGGUACUGGAAACUGCCCUCAUUUGCUGGAAGCCAUUCCCUGUGAAGAGCCAUCCUGCUAUGAGUGGAAAGCAGUGAGGCUUGGAGAUUGUGAGCCAGAUAACGGAAAGGAGUGUGGUCCAGGCACUCAGGUUCAAGAGGUUGUGUGCAUCAACAGUGAUGGUGAAGAAGUGGACAGACAGCUUUGCAGAGAUGCCAUCUUCCCCAUUCCUGUGGCCUGUGAUGCCCCAUGCCCAAUGGACUGUGUGCUCAGCGCCUGGUCUACGUGGUCUUCCUGCUCACACACCUGCUCAGGAAAAACCACAGAAGGGAAACAGAUACGAGCCCGGUCCAUUCUGGCCUAUGCAGGGGAAGAAGGUGGAAUUCGCUGUCCAAACACCAGUGCUCUGCAAGAGGUGCGCAGCUGUAAUGAGCAUCCCUGUACUGUGUACCACUGGCAAACUGGUCCGUGGGGCCAAUGCAUCGAGGACACCUCAGUGUCAUCCUUCAACACAACUACGACUUGGAAUGGAGAGGCCUCGUGCUCUGUUGGCAUGCAGACAAGAAAAGUUAUCUGUGUACGAGUCAAUGUGGGCCAAGUAGGACCCAAAAAGUGUCCUGAAAGCCUUCGGCCUGAAACCGUGAGGCCUUGUCUGCUUCCUUGUAGGAAAGACUGUAUUGUAACACCAUAUAGUGACUGGACACCAUGCCCCUCCUCCUGUAGAGAAGGUGACUUGGGAGUCAGGAAGCAGUCUCGGCUUCGGGUCAUUAUUCAGCUGCCAGCCAAUGGAGGCCGGGACUGCACGGAUCCUCUCUAUGAAGAGAAGGCCUGUGAGGCCCCUCAAGUGUGUCAGAGCUACAGAUGGAAGACUCACAAGUGGCGCAGGUGCCAGUUAGUCCCUUGGAGCAUACAACAGGACAUCCCUGGAGCACAGGAAGGCUGUGGGCCUGGUCGACAGGCAAGAGCUAUUACUUGUCGAAAGCAAGAUGGAGGACAGGCUGGCAUCCAUGACUGCCUCCGGUAUGCAGGCCCUGUGCCAGCCCUCACACAAGCUUGCCAGAUCCCCUGCCAAGAUGACUGUCAAUUUACCAGCUGGUCCAAGUUUUCUUCAUGCAAUGGAGACUGUGGUGCAGUUAGGACCAGAAAGCGUACUAUUGUGGGAAAAAGUAAAAAGAAAGAAAAAUGUAAAAAUUCCCAUUUGUACCCCCUGAUCGAGACUCAGUAUUGUCCUUGUGACAAAUACAAUGCACAGCCUGUAGGGAACUGGUCAGACUGUAUUUUACCAGAAGGGAAAGUGGAAGUGUUACUGGGAAUGAAAAUACAAGGAGACAUCAAGGAAUGUGGACAAGGAUAUCGUUACCAAGCAAUGGCAUGCUAUGAUCAAAAUGGAAGGCUAGUGGAAACAUCCAGAUGUAACAGCCAUGGAUACAUUGAAGAGGCCUGCAUCAUCCCCUGCCCCUCAGACUGCAAGCUCAGCGAGUGGUCCAACUGGUCCCGCUGCAGUAAGUCUUGUGGCAGUGGUGUGAAGGUUCGUUCUAAAUGGCUGCGUGAAAAACCAUAUAAUGGAGGAAGACCUUGCCCCAAACUGGACCAUGUCAACCAGGCACAGGUGUACGAGGUUGUCCCAUGCCACAGUGACUGCAACCAGUACAUAUGGGUCACAGAGCCAUGGAGCGUCUGCAAGGUGACCUUCGUGAAUAUGCGGGAUAACUGUGGAGAGGGUGUGCAAACCCGAAAAGUGAGAUGCAUGCAGAAUACAGCAGAUGGCCCUUCUGAACAUGUGGAGGAUUACCUCUGUGACCCAGAAGAGAUGCCUCUGGGUUCCAGAGAGUGCAAAUUACCUUGCCCUGAGGACUGCGUAAUAUCUGAAUGGGGUCCAUGGACCCGUUGUGCUUUGCCUUGCAAUCAAAGCAGCUUCCGCCAAAGGUCAGCAGAUCCCAUCAGACAACCUGCUGAUGAAGGAAGAUCCUGCCCAAAUGCUGUGGAGAAGGAACCCUGCAACCUGAACAAGAACUGCUACCACUAUGAUUAUAAUGUAACAGACUGGAGUACAUGUCAUCUGAGUGAGAAGGCAGUUUGUGGAAAUGGCAUUAAAACAAGGAUGUUGGAUUGUGUUCGAAGUGAUGGCAAGUCAGUUGACCUGAAAUAUUGCGAAGAGCUUGCCCUGGAGAAGCACUGGCAGAUGAACACAUCCUGCAUGGUGGAAUGCCCUGUGAACUGUCAGCUUUCAGACUGGUCUCCUUGGUCAGAAUGUUCUCAAACAUGUGGCCUCACAGGAAAAAUGAUCCGAAGACGAACAGUGACCCAGCCCUUUCAGGGUGAUGGAAGACCAUGCCCUUCCCUGAUGGAACAGUCCAAGCCUUGCCCAGUGAAGCCCUGCUAUCGGUGGCAAUACGGCCAGUGGUCCCCAUGCCAAGUGCAGGAGGCCCAGUGUGGAGAAGGGACCAGAACGAGGAACAUUUCUUGUGUAGUGAGCGAUGGGUCAUCUGAUGACUUCGGCAAAGUGGUAGAUGAGGAAUUCUGUGCUGACAUUGAACCCAUUGUAGAUGGUAGUAAAAAAAUGAUUCUGGAGGAAACCUGUACCCAGCCUUGCCCAGGUGACUGUUACUUGAAGGACUGGUCUCCAUGGAGCCUGUGUCAGCUGACCUGUGUGAAUGGUGAAGACCUAGGCUUUGGUGGAAUACAGGUCCGAUCCAGAGCAGUGAUUAUACAAGAACUGGAGAAUCAACAUCUGUGCCCAGAGCAGAUGUUAGAAACAAAAUCAUGUGAUGAUGGACAGUGCUAUGAGUAUAAAUGGAUGGCCAGUGCAUGGAAGGGCUCUUCCCGAACAGUCUGGUGUCAAAGAUCAGACGGUGUAAAUGUAACAGGGGGCUGCUUGGUGGUGAGCCAGCCUGAUGCUGAUAGGUCUUGUAACCCCCCGUGCACUCAGCCUCAUUCAUACUGCAGUGAGACAAAGGCAUGCCGCUGUGAAGAGGGGUACACUGAGGUCAUGUCUUCUAACAGCACACUCGAGCAAUGCACACUUAUCCCUGUGGUGGUGAUACCCACCAUGGAGGACAAGAGAGGAGAUGUGAAAACCAGUCGGGCAGUACAUCCAACCCAGCCCUCCAGUAACCCAGCAGGACGGGGCAGGACCUGGUUUCUGCAGCCAUUUGGGCCAGAUGGGAGACUAAGGACCUGGGUUUACGGUGUAGCCGCUGGGGCAUUUGUGUUACUCAUCUUUAUUGUCUCCAUGAUUUAUCUAGCUUGCAAAAAGCCAAAGAAACCCCAAAGAAGGCAAAACAACCGACUGAAACCUUUAACCUUAGCUUAUGAUGGAGAUGCAGACAUGUAACACUUAACUUUCCUGGCAACAACCAGUUUUGGCUUUCUGACCUUGUUGUAGAUAUCCAGAGGCUGCAGCAACAUUAUCCAAACUCUGUGGAUUAUAAUUCAAUUUAACUUAAAAUAAAAGAAAAUGAAAAUGAAAAUCAUGCUGCCACUGAGCUAUUCAAGAUAGCACCACUAACAUAUAAGCCAACAACAUUCAGAAUUCUAGAAGUUUGUCAUCUUUUAUGUCAUCUUUUCUGAAAUCUACCAAUUGAAAAACCACUUUCAUUUCUAAAAUAUAGUGGUAAAAUUGGCCAUUGGAUGCCUGACACAAGGCUGUUUGCAAUGAUAGCCCACAGAACAUUCUAGCAUGAAGAGUUUGUAACAAGACCUCUACAAUACUACAGUAAAGCAUAACAACAUAUAUACUCAAUUGAUUGACACACAUUGUAAUGUCAUAUUAUUUACUUGUCAAUAAGCAACUUUAACAGUGAAGAAGAGAAAAGUUCCAAGCUAAACAGAAAAUCCAUUGAAUAAGUUCAGCAUCUUCCUGGUUUGAUGGUUGCUUUUAUUGACCUGCAUUUCAGAGACAGAGACUCUUUUAUAAGACUCACUCUUGGCUCUCUCCAAUGUACGAAUGCUGGACAUGUACUAGUAUCUUAGAAGAAAGAGUCCUCAAGUUCAGUAUUUUAUAGUGGUUAUUGUCUGGAAAGCUAAAUUGCUUGUGUUGAUACAUUUCUACUUUCCCUGAUUUUCAAACUGGUUGCCUGCAUCUUUUUUGCUUAUGGAAGGCACAUUUUUGCACUAUAUUAGUGCAGCAUGAUAGACACUUACUUAACCAAUAUGCCAUAGAAACUGCCUCUUUUCAUAUGGGAUGAAGACAUCUUUGCCAAGAGUGUCAUGGAGACUUCUGCAAGUUCUUGUAUCCUGAAGAGAGUAAAGUUCAGUUUGGAUGGCAACAGGAUGGAUUCAGCGGUUACCUGCUGUAUACACUGUUCCUUGGCUCUGCAGCCAUUGUAAAACUGACAACAUAGUGGUAUCUUAAGCCCCUUAACCCCCCAAAAGGUGGAUCCCUCUAGUUGGUUUGUAAUUGUUCUUUGAAGGCUCUUUAUGACUAGAUUUUUAUAUUUGUUAUCUUUGUUACAAAAAGAAAAGAAAAGAAAAGAAAAAAAGAAACUGCUUGUCUUUUUAAUUUCAGGAAGAUGGAGAAGAAGGUAAUAUCAUCAAUGAUUUUUGUAACUAAAAGAAAUCAAAAGUAUGUGUUGAUUUUUCUUUCUCCCUGAUUUGCUCUCUCGGUUUCAGAGUGAAGGACUGUCUUGUAGGCAGUAUGUCAAAAUCCAUAGUCUUUUGUCUUUCUUACUAGUAAAAUUUGAACCAGUCUUUUAUUGUAGAAUUUCAAAACCUAAACUUUAAAAAAUAUAUAUAUUAAAAAUCUAGACCAAGGGCGGCAACCCUUUUCUAUAAAGGAUCAGACAGUAAUUAUUUUCAGCCCGGUCUUCAUUGCAGUUUCUCAACUCUGACAUUGUAUAAUGUUGCCAGAGAUGACACAAAAGAAGAAAAAGGAUGAAUAUGGCUGUUUUCCAGAAAAACACUUUUUAAAAGCAGCCAGCACACCACAUUUACAGAUUCUAGUUUGCCGACAACCACUCCAGAUGGUUUUAAGUCUAACUCUCCGUUGCAUCUUUAGUUUUCAUUCAUUUAUGCUCUGUCACCAGUGUUUAAUUUCAAAGGUGAAAAUUCAGGCAUGAAACUUACAUUGCACUAGAAGUAGUUAUAUUUAUCACAGAUAUAGCUCUGAGAUUGCACAGUGGAACAGUUUCUAACUUAGGAGAACUCCGUUUUAUGAAAAGAAAGCUUGAAUGGUGACCUUAAAAAGCAGCACUGUUUUUUAGGCAAUAUUGACUGUAACAACCUUUGGGAUCAGGGAGAAUGUUAGGUUUUCAUGUCUUUUAAAAAUUGUAAGCAAGUUAUUCCAUCUUAAACAUAGUCAUGUAGCUAUAAAAGUGCUUGGGAUUAUAAAGCAUUUUCCCCUCACAUACUAUACAGUGGAUUUUGAUCUCCCCCUGCUGUCCACUAGAGUAUUUGCAAAGAUUACAAAAGAGAUUAGAAUGUCCCCCAAAUGAAAAUAUUUCUACAUAUUGCAAUAGGAACUGUUGUAAGCAUUCAUUCUUUAUCCAAUAUUCACUAUAUUAAGCAAUGGAAAUAUUUCAAAGAUAACAGGUAGUCAGUAAGAUAAGAAAUUUUAUUUUAAACCAAGGACUCAACCAUGGAAAAACAUAAAAACAAAGUCCAUUUUAUCUUUUUUAAUGGAAGAGAAAGAAGUAAUAUUGUUAUUCUAAAAUGGUGAGGGUCAAUAUAUAUACUCAGGAGGCUUCCAGAUAAUACUCAAAUUGAUCUCUUUGGUAAAAUGUACUCCAUUCAUCCAAAAUGGUUGAGAAAAAAAUCUAUUAAAAUUACUUGAAAAAUUGCAAAAGUCUUAUGAAAUGUAUGCAACACCUAGUAAUUUUGAAAAGGGGAAUAGAAUAAAAUACUGUUCCUACAAAAGCUGUACUUAAGAUAUUAUAAAAUGUAAUUUAUUCAAAAGACAAAUCAGUAUUAUCCUGCCUAGGUUGUAAGAAAUAAAUGAAUUAAGAGAUCAAAAAUUAUAAAGUGUUAUAAAAAUAUAAGACAUUAUAUCCCAAAAUUGAUGACAUCUCACAGCACUAUAUAUGUAGAAGACAUUAGGUGCUAUGUGAACCAAUGCCAGGGAACAUACUAGAUGCUUAUUGUUAAUAUAAAUUAAUACUAGAUGGCCUCUUAUGACGUGAAAAAAAGGGAAGAUAAUUAUUUGGCCAGUUUGAACAAGUGGAGAUUAUCAUAUUUAUGUUUGUUUGUUUUUUGGCAUGAGUUCAUAAUGAGUUAAAUACUGGAAAUUCAUCAAAACCUUAUUCUUUGUGCUCAUUCUAAGAAUUUAGGAGGUGAACAUGGUAAAUUGUCUACUAACACUUUUGCCUUGACAAAAUGCUCUGAGCCCAAAAAGGUUUAGAGAUACUGUUCUAUAAGCAUGAAGAUCUGCUUGGUUUAAAAAAAAAGAAAAGAAAAAUAUUGUUAUAUGAUUAUGUUGGACUAUUUCAGUAGAAACCAUGUAGAAGUGGCAUACUUAUCUCUCUUGAAAGGGACUGAUUUGCUUACUUAUCAAUACCUCAUUCAGUUCAUUGACUAUAAUCCUAAUUUCAAAGCCUUUUUGAGGACACUACAGUGGAGCUUAAGCUACUAAAGGGAGCGCAUAAAAGCAUGUCUCAAUUACUUAUAACUAAGCACAAUUUACAUAUAAGAAAUAUUUAUUGAAUUAUUACAUGUAAAACACUCUGCUAGGCACCAUGAAAACCAAUAAUGGCUUUUGGAAACAUAGGUACCUAAGACACUUUUUAAAAGCAGCCAGCACACCACAUUUACAGAAGAAGGAAAAGAAGCUUAAGGAGUAACGAUAGCGCUUGAACACAUUGUCCUUUACUCUGGAUUUGCUUAUAGAUGUGGUUAGUAUUUUUCUAUAUGUAAUGUGACUUAGGACACGCUAUCAAAAGCUUAAUGUUUUUCCUCCUCCACCCCAGAUAGAUGGAAAUGGUCAUUGUGACUUAAUCAGAAACCUGUAAAGUUCCUGGCCAUUCAAAGAUGAAGUCAUUUCUUACAUGAAGCCAGUGGCAACUCUCACAUAUUUAUUUACCUCCUCCAACUUUGGUCCUUUAUGAUCUUCUCUUCCUGGUAUCUCUCUACAUUUCUCUCUUAUCAAUGACUGAUCUUGUCUGUGUCCCUCAGAAGCACCUUCCACUGACCAUGCUCAGUACUUUAUUUAAAAAAAAAAAGUAGAGAACACUUAUAUUUCCUUCCUGUUGGAAUCAAAGUGUCACUUAGAGUGUGAGCAUCUUGGUUAAACAGAAUGCACUGGUCAAAGAAGUGAGAAAAGGGCAAGGAAAGCUGUGGAGGAUGUGCAAAAGAAAAAAAAAACUUUUUCUAUUAAAAAAAAAUACCGUCAAUUCUUACCCUCGCUUUAUUGGUGCCCUGUAUCCUCUUAGCCCCCUGUUUCUGUCUGUGUCUCUGCUCACUUCCCACCCUACAAGACAGUGAGGGAGGCCUAUGCUUUUCAGUACUGUGAAGCAAGAAGAACCCAUUCCUAGGUGGGUUUGGGGUCUGAAUAUGCAAGGAUCAUGCUUCUCAUGUUUCUUGCUCUAUUUCCCUUCCAAGAUGGAGGGUUCCAAAGGACAGCAGUCUGUGAACAACUCUAAGGGAAUCUUGCAGAGCAUGGUUUUCCUGGGUCUAGGUUAGAUGUGAGAACCACACCUGCCUGUUCUCGUGAUAAUUGUUCCACCUGGUCCUACCCUCAGAUGUCCUUGGCUGUGCAGCUGGACUUCAGGCAUCUGACACUGGAGAGUGGGCCUUGCAAAUGGUUAUUCUUUUAUGAAAAGGGUAUUUUACAGUGUGAAAUGAUAAUUCCAUAUCUAGCAAGGACACUGAAAAAUGGUCAUGCCUACUUUAUUAAGUGAAUAAAACAAAUGCUAAGUGAAUAGUUAAUUUUGCAGGGUUGUUUGUUUGUUUGUUUGUUUGUGUAUUUCUGCCAAGCCACACCAUUAAACAGAAAGACUAUGAAGAGUUUUAGUUUGUGGGAGUUAAGAUUUUAGUGAUCAAAAAUCUCUAUUCUAUUUAGAAUGUAACAAGGUGUCCUUUUUAUGGUUGUGUUCUAUAGGUUUUUUUUUUUUUUCUUUAAGUAAUAGCUUUUAGAUUACCUAUUUCAAGCCUCAAUAAACUUUUCCCAACUACUUUUAAGGAAUCUAAUUGUGUUUACUUUUAGAAAAUAAACAUUUAGAUUCCUUUUCUGGUACUUUUUCCUACCCAUUUCUAUAGCAAUUUGAAGAGAUCAGUAUCUGCCAUUGUAAAAUACAACUUUAGUAAAUUUAUGAUCUUUCUAUAAAUUAUAAUCCCCUAAAUGUGUAUUUUUUGUUAAUUUAACUACCUGAGUAUUUAUUUUGUUUAAAUAAGGAGGCAGCUGUCUAUGAGUUCUUUGUUAAUAUUACUUUGUAAAUUGUGUAAUUUAUUUUAAAUUAUGUACAUUUCUUUUAUAACGCACAAAAUGUCUAUGUACAAUUAACUACAGAUUUGCAAAUAAACAAUGUCACUAAGCUUUAUUCAGUUAAUACAGAAUGGCAUGUGAAGAUGUAAUAUGAUUUUUUUACAUUUUCAUAUGGAUUAUUUGUAAAUAACUAUAUUGCUGAAAACAUAAACAUGGAAGUCAUUUUCAUUCUAA